UAUCUAACAUCUGACAUGAUCACAUGAUCACGUCCGAAAUUGAUCGACAUCGGGGAAGUUAAGAAGUAUCUUUCGAAUUUAAUCAUUUUUGCACGCAACCAUGCUUCCACAAUUAUCGAUACUCUUCGUUGUCUUUGCCGCAGUCCAUGCCGAUGGCGAAUUCAUUGUUCUGCAUUCACCAGACAGUAUACGAUUCACUGGAAAUAGAGAGAUUGAACAAAGUUGUCUUAAGGAGUUCUUGUCGGCAAUUCUUGGUUAUACUGGAAAGCAGAAGGAUUCAGAACAUAGCCUUGUCAUACGGGAUCCAUUUUCAAUGCCCAAGGCAUUGGUUGCUAUAGUGAUUGAUGGAGUAGGGCUACUGCCUUUCUUAAAAGACAAAGCUUUAGUCACCUAUUCUCUGAUUGUUGACGAAGUAGAAGAAACGACUUGGCAAGCAAUUAGAAGCAGAGUAGAAGAGCGAAGCAACGACAACACAUUGGUUAGGAUUAACUUGAGCGAUGGAGUUGAUGCUCUUGGCCAGUCAGCUCUCGGUGAGCUUAAACCUACUAAUAUCGAGAAGUUGAACAAUCUGAAUUCAGAGGUUGAGGAAGAUCGUAAAUUUAUUGAGGAGAUACAGCUUCUUCGUGCUAUUGGUGACAAUGCAUUUUCUGCGAAAAAGCAUGAUUCUGAUACAGAUGUUUAUUGGCUGAUAAUAUCAACGUUCAAAUCACUCUUGGAUAAGCAUGGAAACGAUUCUGCAGCUGCUGAGGAGGGAUCUAAGUUGUUAAAUGACGGAAUAGAACAUGUUUCCGAGGGCUUUUUAAACCUUUAUAACGGCAAGAUUGUCAUUGCAAUUUUCACGAACGAUGCUUGGAAGGUGAGAAAUGCUCGAUCCGUUCUCGAGAGAAAGCGCAGAGACACCCCUCCGCGAGCCGACGAGCAAGAUGAGCAAAAUAAUAAAAUGGACGAAGAGGAGUAUAAAAUGAGUAGUACUAUCGAAUCCAACACAGCACUCGACAGCGCUACUGAACGUACGGGCGUUCAGGAUAAUAGUGGAACGUCGGACAAGUCCGACGAAGUUAAUACGGAGUAUAAGAUAAAUACUAAUACACAGACAAUAGGACAGCCUGAAUUUUCUGGCCGUGCGAAGACUUACACUGAAAACUAUCCCGUCAUAUUCAACAUAAUGCUGUGGUUCGGUGUUGUUUUCGUCUUCUCGCUCUUAGCCAUUUGUAUCGCCAUCGCCAAUAUGGAUCCAGGACGAGACUCUAUCAUUUAUAGGAUGACGUCGAAUCGAAUGAAGAAAGAUAAUUAAGUGUAAAUACAUAAUUAUAUAUAUAUAUAAAAUAUAUAUAAGUAACAUAAUUUUGUGAUAUAUGUUUCUGUGCAAAAUGUAGAUUGUCGAAGCAUCUAUAUAUGUAAUUUAUCAAUUUUAAUUCGAGUGUGUUCAAGAGUAGGAAAAUAGAUUUCUAUUACUUAUCCUAAGGAUUCUUUAAAUUGGAUAAUCCAAGCUCUCAUCAGAGCUAUUUAAAUAGCAAGGCUAUACAUAACUGUAUAAGAAAUGAUUGUUGUAUUAUAAAAUUUCUGGAAGUUUGUAUAUUCUCUUGAAAGUUAAAGAUUGUCCUAAAUAUAACAUAAUCA
Molecule: messenger RNA, 1620 nt
Organism: Mycetomoellerius zeteki
Lineage: Eukaryota; Metazoa; Arthropoda; Insecta; Hymenoptera; Formicidae
Gene: ATP6AP2
Product: ATPase H(+)-transporting accessory protein 2
Exons: 8
Coding region: 101-1294 (397 amino acids)
Biological process (GO): positive regulation of Wnt signaling pathway
Cellular component (GO): membrane; external side of plasma membrane
Molecular function (GO): signaling receptor activity
Source: RefSeq, a predicted model, not a curated record